UCCCCCCCCCCCCCCCCCCCCCGGCUAUCUCUCUCUCUCUCUCUCCCCUUCCCCGCUUAGCUUGCCACCUGUUCUCUCUCAAAGGAGGAGAGAGAAGAAUAGUAUUUUGAUUCUUGAAGUCUAAAGAGUAAGAGAGAGAAUCGCCUCUCUCUCUCUCUCUCUCGCUAGGGUUCUUGGUUUCGCCAUUGUCACGCUUCAAUGUAUUCGCAUCGUUUACAGCUUAUCGGACUUCUACAUUACAUCAUCGACGCCGGAUUCGCUUCGAAUUCCACAAAAUUGGAUUCCAUUUCGCUCAAUUGAGGUGGUCCAGGUCAAGAGUUUGUACUGAAAUUGCUUCUGCGAGGAAGCUCACGCGUGGACUAAAUUAGCUGCGGCUGCGUGAACCCUUAUAUUUUUCCUUUUUGGUUUUAUCCGUUUGAUUGUGAGUUAUUUUUGGUGUUGUGGGUUUUAAUUGGUUAUUCCGUUUGAUUGGUUUUUCUUUCUUCUGACAUAAUUUUUCUUCUGCCACUUAUCAACUCCAAAUAAAACGGGAAGGAAGCUUGCAUAUAUCUCAAAUUAGUUCUGCAUUCCAAAAGCAGGUGAUAUGAGAUUUAACUCUGUCCUUGCAGUGGAAGGAAUUGAAAUUGUUAGCACUUGUGAAGAAUCAUUAACCAAUAAUCUAUUGUAUGCAGUGUUGGAAGUUCCUUGAAGAACAUUACUCAUUGGGAGAUGAAAGUUUUGUAAAGAAUGGCACGGCUAUUAGUGGACCCCCACACAUAGUUGUACAGAAGAGUAUUUAGGAUUGCAGAUCAUCCUAGUCCAAUGGUAUGUUCACUUGGAAGUGGGAGAAUGGCAGCCAUGGCAAGGCUCCUCGUGGCAGGAAGCUUCUCACAAACUAUUGCAGAGGAAGUUGGCAACCAUAGAUUAGCUGCUCAGUACAUCCAAAGAGAAUUACGUGGGGCAGAUGAAGCAAAUUUACUUGAUGAAGAAGAUAUGCAUGUAUUUGAUUUGAAGCCCAUGACAGAUCCAUUGUAUUUGGUACGUUGCAAUGCUUGUAAGAAGCCAAUCAAGGCCAGCCAAUAUGCAGCUCAUGCAGAACUCUGUAAAUUGGUGAGUUCUUCAGAAGUAAUUGUUCCAGAGAUUGGCUGUGUUACUGGGCACAAGAAACCUCCAAGGAAGGAGAGAAAAAAGUCACUAACUGCUUAUACUGCUGCUUCAGGUGGAGACCUGGAAAGGACUGAGCCUGCAGAAGCUGAUGAUGUUACCGCAUCAGAAUUCCAUUUGGACAAACAAAUUCAACUGACUUCUUCCUUUCCCAUGGAGGCAAAACGAAAUUCAUCUUCUGCUGAUGAGGCACUUAUAAUUGAUGGUUCAGGGGUUAGUCCAAGAAACCCAAAUUACCCAGCAGGUGCAAUGCCACCUCCAACAAAACGUUCUAAAUUGAUAGCAGCUGAGCGCUUACCUAUGUUGAAUCAUUUAGAAACUGCAAGUGGCAUUGCCAAAAGUUUCUGUUUGAGUACUCAGGAGGCUCGAUCUUGCAGAGAGGUUCCCAAAGGAUCAUCUGGCACAACUGAGAAGACUUCCAUUUGUGUUUCUGGAUAUCAAACACCCGGUCAAGCCCAUGACUGUUGCUUGCUGAGUAAAGAUGUCCCAGCUCCGCUUGCAACCAAAAUGUUUUACUCUCAAAGGAAUCAACGGCUCCGAUCAGCACUUGCAUACCUUUAUUGUGAGGCAUCAUCCCUUAAGAGAUCUGAUGACUUGGUGACUCCAAAUUCAUUGCAAGGAAAUGCCAUGCUAGUUCAAAUUUCAUCUCCUAAGAACAUCUCUCAUGAGGAAAUUGAUGUCCAGAGAGAAAAGACAGUGAGACACAAGUUGUCUUCAGUGCAAAAACCUGAUCAAAUUACCGCUGAUAGUUCAGACGUGUACUUGGGUGAAUUAGGAGGACAUACACCACUGAUGAAUGUCUCAAAUCAUGCCCCUCUUAAUAAUUCACUAAGACCUCAAAUGAUGCCGACUGGAAUUACAAGAAGCAAUUAUCUUUCAAAGCCUUUUGCUUUUGCUGGAAACUCAGAUGGUAGAAAUGAGCUGAGUUUGCCAUUUCAUUGGGGGCACUUUGGUCUUCCCCAUAUGUGCCAAAUCUAAUAUCAAGGCUUGUCACAUAUUUUGAGGAAGAGAUGGUGACAGUGGGAAAGUUUAAGGAUGAGGUGGAAACUUGCAAUUAGUUCCCUCUUCAAUCAUGCAUCUCCCAAGUGCUACAUUCAUCUGUAAGUUAAUUCAAGAUGGGAUUUAUGUUUAAGCAAGAUUUAGUAUUUCUCUCUUUUGUUUUAUACAUCAAAAUGAGCGUAUGUAUGCAUUGAUAAUAAUUAAAGAAGUUGAAGAUCUAACAUGUGUAAUAAAACUUUUAACUUUUGCCCACUAAAUAUGAUAAAAUAUCCCACCCCACUAUG
Diospyros lotus (date-plum) is the source of this 2426-nucleotide messenger RNA. RefSeq lists its product as uncharacterized. Gene Ontology annotation, cellular component: SAGA complex. Bases 802 to 2121 code for a protein of 439 amino acids. NCBI's taxonomy places the organism in Eukaryota, Viridiplantae, Streptophyta, Magnoliopsida, Ericales, Ebenaceae. The record is from RefSeq and is a predicted model, not a curated record. The transcript has 16 exons.